GUUCACCUCUCACAGCUAGAAAGUCUCUUGGAUUAGAAGACCUACAGUUGGAUCUAACAAACCCUUGGGAAGAGAAUAAGCAAUCCCAGCUACAAGAUGAUGCUGGACUCAGUAAGCCAUAAUACUUUCCUGCCAAAUCCAGUGCUAUGUGAAUCCCUGACGUCUUGGUCAGAACUCUUUGGACCAACUGAAGAAAACUACUUCCCAAUUGAUCACCAGACAGGCUGUGAUUCUUCCUGGACAUCCACCUACCCAGAGUACUGGACAAAACACAAUGUCUGUGAAUGGCUGCAGUUUUGCUGUGAUCAAUACAAGCUGGAUGCCAACUGCAUUUCUUUUUCCCACUUUAACAUAAAUGGCCAACAACUGUGCAGCAUGACUCAGGAGGAGUUUUUAAAUGCAGCUGGCAUUUGUGGUGAAUAUCUGUAUUUUAUCCUGCAGAACAUCAAGUCACAUGGCAUCUCCUUCUUUCAUGAUAAUGAAGAAACAAAGCCAUCUGACAAAUUUUAUGAUGAUAAGGCAUGUGUGAGAACUGGUGGUGUCACAACUCAAGAAUUUCAGAGUCACAGUAGAACAAGCCUACAGAGCUCUCACUUAUGGGAAUUUGUAAGAGACCUACUCCUAUCUCCUGAGGAGAACUGUGGCAUCCUUGAAUGGGAAGACAGAGACAAAGGCAUCUUUCGAGUUGUUAAAUCAGAUGCUCUGGCAAAGAUGUGGGGACAGAGAAAGAAAAACGAUAGAAUGACGUAUGAAAAGCUAAGCAGAGCACUUCGGUACUAUUAUAAAACUGGGAUUUUGGAACGAGUGGACAGGAGGUUAGUUUACAAAUUUGGAAAAAAUGCACAUGGCUGGCAAGACAGCAAGCUAUGAAAACAACCGUGCUUCAGACUGACAUUAUCCCCAAAGCAACAUGAAGUCUUCACAGUAAAGGGAAGGUCACUGCAACCCUUCCACAGAAUAUGAGGCCAUCUAUUCCAAACAACAGGAUAAAGUAACAGUGACAGACUUCCUGAACUGGGAAAGUUCUCUGUCAGCCAUUGUUUUGGACCAGCAUCAUCAACUGCAUAGCAUUUAACCUGCUCCGUAAACCUCUCCAAGUUCCAUAUUAUCUCUGUCGCAGUCCUCUGGCAAGAAGAGUGGCAGUUUUCCAUUUGGAAAAGCAAGUUUUUGAUUACCAGAACCAUGCACAUUGUACCCUUUGGAAUAAAUUUUUAUCACCUGUAUUAUAUUACAGGUAUAGCAUAGCAUUUUCCUGUAAACAAUACUGGAAGGACUGUGAAUUAUCUUCAGAAUCCCUUUUCACAUUUCCAAAUGUAUGUUUUCUUAUCUGCUCUAUCAUGGCAGGUUAAAAGUCAUUCACACUUGGAGUACCAACUGUUUUCCCACAGUUAUGCUGGUGAAACAUCAGUUUUUCCAACAGUGUGUUUAUGCAAAGGAUGGAUAUGGCAACACAGACAAGUAUGCUCCAAGGCACACAGCCAAUCAGGGCUACCCUAUACAUGUCUCCAAUUAUUUAGCAUUCCCAGUUACCCUUCAUACUUUUCACACUUGAUGAUGGAGAAAAUAAAAUAACAUUGAUUUAGCUGCAGCAAUCACAGCUGGCUCACGAUCAGCCCUUUUAAUCAAUUAACAUUUUCAUAUUUUCAUGCACCCCAAUUAUUAUAUUCCCUCUGUUAGUGCACAUUUCCAAGUAUAAGCACGAAAACUUUCCAUUAAGCUUCAGAGGUAAAUAUGAAUGGACAAGUAUUUCAGUUCAGACCCUUCAUUUAAAAAAUAAUAAUAAUCAACUCUCUCUUUUAAGGGACUGUUCUUUUCACUAUAUGCACUUUAGUGCAAGUCUUUGUUACUUGUUUGUAUUGUGUUGGUUGAAUAUAAUAAGACAGAUGGCAUUAAAUCCUGCAUUCAGUGUAAUGGGGGGGGGGAGUAUAUUACAUAUUUCUUUGAGCCUAGGAAAGGUGGUAUAUAAAUAUUUUAAAUAAAUUAAGUGAACAAUAAAGUAAGGGUUUAUUUUGCACAUGCACAUAUGCAAGUUAGAACUUAUGCCAAAAGUUUUUAUAAAAGCAUAAUGUUG
This is a messenger RNA of Sphaerodactylus townsendi, 2071 nucleotides long. RefSeq names its product E74 like ETS transcription factor 5 (gene ELF5). Gene Ontology annotation, molecular function: DNA-binding transcription factor activity, RNA polymerase II-specific; sequence-specific DNA binding. Gene Ontology annotation, cellular component: nucleus. Bases 97 to 870 code for a protein of 257 amino acids. NCBI's taxonomy places the organism in Eukaryota, Metazoa, Chordata, Lepidosauria, Squamata, Sphaerodactylidae. The record is from RefSeq and is a predicted model, not a curated record. Gene Ontology annotation, biological process: cell differentiation; regulation of transcription by RNA polymerase II. The transcript is spliced from 7 exons.